AAAACUCGCAUCUUCACGCCGCCGCGGCCAAUGCUGAAUGGAUGUAUUCUGCCAGCGCCGCAGGCGCAGUUGAUGCCGUUUAGUGGGCGGGAGGUGCGGGCAAGGACGGAGGGAGUGGAAGGAGGAAGGGGGAGGCCGGCAUGGUGGUGCAAGGUUGAUCGGGUUGUUGUUUUUGAUGGGGUUGCAGAGGAGGCAGAAGGGGAGAAGAAGUUGAAGUUCCGAACGAGGAGUUCAAAGGGCUUGAGCAUUGCCCGCAGGAGAGGGGAACCCGAAACAGUAGUGAUUCCGCUGGAAUGUUGUCAUUGCAGGGAGAUGCUUAAUCGGACGGAGUGGAAGUAUGAUGUGCUGGUUUGUAAGAGGAGCGUUUGCUGGGAUUGUAACGAGAGGUGUCGGUGGGAGAUGGAGAGGGAAGAGGAGGAAAAGAGGAGAGUGGUAGAUGGGGAGGAGGAGGAGGGGGGUAUAGAUUCCGGUAGGGAUAGAGCGGAUAGCGUGCUUCAGGAUGGAGAUGCGGUGAGAGAUGAGGAGCUGAUGGCGAAGGUGGGGAUUGAGACUGGGGCCAGGAGUCCAAUUGAGGCUGUGGGUGGGAUUGAGGAGAGACUG
Molecule: messenger RNA, 600 nt
Organism: Lindgomyces ingoldianus
Lineage: Eukaryota; Fungi; Ascomycota; Dothideomycetes; Pleosporales; Lindgomycetaceae
Exons: 1
Source: RefSeq, a predicted model, not a curated record